AUGACGGUGGCGCAGCGCGACGCACUCAUGAAGGCCAACGUCGACGGCCUCAAGCCGCUCCAGGUCGUCGGUCUGCGACCACCAAGGCCGCUGGUCGCCUGGGAGUUCAACCUCGCCGACCCGCACGACCAAAAGGCCCUCGACUACCUUGCCAACCGCGGCGUCGACCUCGACAUGCUCGGCGCGCUGCUCAUGGCCUCCGGCCUCAUCGGCGCCGGACACGGGCGGCCGCUGUCGUGGAUCACCUACGCCGGUGCCUACUACGUAGCGUACCUGCUCAAGAUCGUCACGGGCGGCGCCCCGCUACCGCACGACGUGGCCGGGUUCGUGGGCGGCAUGCAGGUUUACCUCGGCCAGCAGGUCUACGACGUUGCCACGAUGGCGGCCGGCUGCCCGGGCAUGCCGGUGGGGCUGGACCGCAUCGCCGCUAGCCUGCGCAUCCAUCUGCCGUGGGGGAGUCCUCGCCUCGCAGGCGCCGUCUGCGUGCGCGCGCUUCUGGCCUUCAGGAUUUGGAAGCACGGGGAGUUCGGCGGCAACGUGGAGAGGUUCCGAGGUCUGCUUCAGGGCCUGCAGUAG
Messenger RNA from Aegilops tauschii subsp. strangulata, 576 nucleotides. Lineage: Eukaryota; Viridiplantae; Streptophyta; Magnoliopsida; Poales; Poaceae. The record is from RefSeq and is a predicted model, not a curated record.